Punica granatum (pomegranate) is the source of this 1250-nucleotide messenger RNA. The record is from RefSeq and is a predicted model, not a curated record. Lineage: Eukaryota; Viridiplantae; Streptophyta; Magnoliopsida; Myrtales; Lythraceae.
AGCCGAUGGCUCUUUAUCCUCACUUAAUUUUCUCCUUAUUACGUACUACCACACAUAUAUAUGUUAUAAUAUUAUUUUUAGUUGCAAAAUUAACAAAUAAAUAAAUUAAAUAAGUCCAAAAAUCUUUCAUAUUCCAACCCAUACAUCCAAAACACAGGGGAGGGAAGCUGGGUUACACCACAUGCCAUCCUCAAGCUCUCUCUUCUUCAUCCCCAGCCUGGUCUGCACUUGCCUGAGUUGCCUCCCGCCGAUCUUCAUCCCCAUAAAAACAAUGGCUUCUCCGAUCACCACCACCACCACCACUACCAACACUAUCCACCGCAACAAUUUCACUGCCUUGUCAACUCCAAUACACCAUAAUGUACUACUCAAACUCGAGCAGAAAUGACAGUACUGGUGGAAGCAGCACUGGCCGCCAUCCUGUGUACCGUGGGAUACGCCGCCGGAGCACUGGGAAGUGGGUUUCCGAGAUCCGGGAGCCCCGGACACCCAACAGGAUAUGGCUUGGGACGUUCCCCACACCUGAGAUGGCGGCUGUGGCAUACGACGUGGCAGCCCUAGCCCUGCGUGGGCGUGACGCAGAGCUCAACUUCCCUGGCUGGGCUGCCACUUUGCCUAUUCCGGCCUCCACCUCCGCCCAUGACAUCCAGGUGGCGGCAACGAGCGCAGCUGCUGCCAUUGGGGCUGCCGGAGAUGCUUUGCUGUCGCAGCCACCACGGAGGGUGGCGGGACCAGAGAGAAGUACCCCAGCGUCAGGGCAGGAGUUCAUGGACGAGGAGAUGAUAUUCAACACUCCCAGCAUGCUCGCGAACAUGGCCGAAGGGAUGCUCCUGAGCCCUCCUCGAUUGGACGGUGCCAACCCUGACUUCGCACCCGAUGCUGCAGGAGAUCCGAACCUUUGGAAAUUCCCUUAAUUGAAUCGUUAAUCAAUCAAUCAACCUAAUUAAUGAUACCUAAUUUACCACAUAUAUAAUUAAGGACUAAGAACACGUUGUUAAAAUAAGGUUAAGCCAAGGAUAAUAAAAUCCGACCAGGAUGCGGUGACCGAGGCCGAAGUAUAUUUGUCCCUGGCGUUGUAAAUAAUCUGCUUGUGUCGUAUGAUUUCCAUUGCAUGCAUAUACAGUAUCAUAUGGAGUCGUACUUUGAGCCUGCCUCGUAUCAUGUAAGAUAUCUGUAAAAAUGGUUUGUCUAUGUAUAUAUAUAUAUACAGUGUGUAUAACAAGCAGCAUGCACAUUAUCCAAAUCUAGAA